Messenger RNA from Pseudopodoces humilis (Tibetan ground-tit), 2202 nucleotides. RefSeq names its product APC down-regulated 1 (gene APCDD1). Gene Ontology annotation, cellular component: plasma membrane. Gene Ontology annotation, molecular function: Wnt-protein binding. The record is from RefSeq and is a predicted model, not a curated record. Gene Ontology annotation, biological process: negative regulation of Wnt signaling pathway. Lineage: Eukaryota; Metazoa; Chordata; Aves; Passeriformes; Paridae.
GAGCCGGGGAGAUGUCCGCCCCGUACGGCAGCCUCAUGCGGUACCUGUUCCCAGCCCUGCUGCUGCACGGGCUGGGAGAAGGUUCUGCUCUUCUUCACCCGGACAGCAGGUCCCACCCUCGGUCCUUGGAGAAGAGUGCCUGGAGGGCUUUCAAGGAGUCACAGUGCCAUCAUAUGCUGAAACACCUUCACAAUGGAGCCCGGAUCACUGUACAGAUGCCUCCCAAUAUUGAGGGCCACUGGGUCUCUACUGGCUGUGAAGUCAGAGCAGGCCCAGAGUUCAUCACAAGAUCUUACAGGUUCUACCACAACAGCACAUUCAAGGCCUAUCAGUUCUAUUACGGUGGCAAUCGCUGCACAAACCCCAUCUACACCUUAGUCAUACGUGGCAAAAUUCGUCUCCGACAGGCGUCCUGGAUCAUCCGGGGGGGCACUGAGGCCGACUAUCAGCUCCGCAACAUACAGAUCAUAUGCCACAACGAAGCAGUAGCCAAAAAAUUAAGUGAGUUGGUGAACCAGACGUGUCCUGGAUUUAUCCCAGAAGAUAGUCCCUGGGAGCAGGAUGUGAGCUAUGAUUUGCUGAGAGAGGAGAACGGCUGUGAAUGCACCAAAGCUCUGAAUUUUGCCAUGCACGAGCUCCAGCUGAUCCGUGUGGAGAAGCAGUACCUGCACCACAACUUAGACCACCUCGUGGAGGAACUAUUCCUUGGAGACAUUCACACUGAUGCUACUCAGAGGAGGUACUAUCGGCCCUCUAGUUACCAACCUCCUCUUCAAAAUGCCAAGAACCACGACCGCACGUGCAUCGCGUGCAGAAUCAUCUACCGCUCGGACGAGCACCACCCACCCAUCCUGCCCCCCAAGGCAGACCUGACCAUCGGGCUGCACGGAGAGUGGGUGAGCCAGCGCUGUGAGGUGCGGCCAGAGGUGCUCUUCCUGACUCGGCACUUCAUCUUCCACGACAACAACAACACUUGGGAGGGCCACUACUACCACUACUCUGACCCCAUCUGCAAACACCCCACCUUCACCAUCUAUGCCAAGGGACGCUACAGCCGGGGAGUCCACUCGUCCAAAGUCAUGGGUGGCACGGAGUUUGUGUUCAAAGUGAAUCACAUGAAGGUCACUCCCAUGGAUAUAUCCACAGCCUCGCUGCUCAACGUCUUCAAUGGGAAUGAGUGUGGAGCACAGGGAUCCUGGCAGGUUGGGGUUCAGCAGGAUGUCACCCAUACGAACGGCUGCAUCGCACUCGGCAUCCGCCUACCUCACACCGAGUAUGAAAUCUUCAAGAUGGAGCAGGAUGCCCGGGGCAGGUACCUGCUGUACAAUGGACAGAGACCGAGCGACGGCUCCAGCCCUGACCGACCCGAGAAAAGAGCCACUUCCUACCAGAUGCCUUUAAUUCAGUGUGCCUCAUCAGUACCCAGAUCCGAAGAGUCACCAGAGGAGAAUAAAAUCAGGCUGUAUAGCAGCAGGGCUCCGGAAAAAUAUCCCAGCACCCCAGCUCUUGCUUUGUUGUUUAUUUGUACUGUGUCAUAUUGGGACAUUCUCAGCUAGAAGCAAGGAAAACUUACUUUUCAUGACUACAAAGCCAGGAUUCCACCAGACUGGGGGUUGUUUUUCUUCAGACAGAAAAGGACAUUUAUUUUCUUGAUGCACUUGAAUGCCUGAGAACUGUUGUUCUUUUCCUUACUUCCCUCUUCCUCCUCGAAUCCCGAACGGCACUCGUUUGAUGUUUGUGCUUUGAACUUCAUCCAGUCUGAUCCCUGGCCUGACACGACUGCACAAAAGUAAUUGCACUUUAGGACUGCAGACUUCUGGGGGGAGGGAGGGGGUCUCCUUUUAUUAUUUUUUUUUUUUAUUUUUUUUUAAACUGCUAGGAUGAACUUUAUGAUCCUGCUUCAGUCAUCUCUGCCAUCUCACUGUUGUGGUACUCUUAUCCCAAACACUCAGUUUCUCAUCAGAAUUUAGCUCUGGGGAAGGGCUCGGUGUUGUGCCAGUACUGUAAUAGCAGCUUCCCCCUCUGACUUCACAGCUCUGAUGUAGAUAUGUAUAUAAGGAGGAAAUCCACAAAGAUUUAUCUUGCCAUUAUCUAGCGGCUCAUAAUACAGAAAGAAUCAGCAAAUCAACAGCCCUCUGUUCAAAAAGUGCUAAAUGAUUGAUACCCCUAAUUAAAAUUAAAAAAAUACUCCAAGUAAUUUAA